Molecule: messenger RNA, 4331 nt
Organism: Drosophila obscura
Lineage: Eukaryota; Metazoa; Arthropoda; Insecta; Diptera; Drosophilidae
Gene: Letm1
Product: mitochondrial proton/calcium exchanger protein
Exons: 5
Coding region: 450-3506 (1018 amino acids)
Biological process (GO): intracellular monoatomic cation homeostasis
Cellular component (GO): mitochondrial inner membrane
Molecular function (GO): calcium ion binding; ribosome binding
Source: RefSeq, a predicted model, not a curated record
UGUUUACAUUUAUCCGCAACUCUGCAAAUAAUGAUGGUUACGUGACCAACCGAUUGACACACUCGUAUGAAAUUUGUGAACCCAAGAAUUGAAAAGAAAACGAAAUUGUUGCUUUAGUUGUGUAAUGUUAUUUGAAAAGAAAGAGUGGAAAGGAAAUCAGCAAAAACAACAAUAAAGUUAGAUCGCGCGAUAUUCCGUCGAUGACGUCGACGCUGCUAUACAUAUGUACAUCCGUUGGAGUGCGUGUGUCUAAAAAUCAACUUACGUAGGAAACGCAAUAAGCAACUUUAAGAACUAAAUCAACAGAGAACCAGACGACAACAAAGGCAAAGAAACGAUCAAGAGUUGUUGAAAAUUCAAAAUUAAAAUUGAAAACAUUUUUGGAUUUGGAUUGGCAGCAAAGCAGCACCGCCCCGCACCACCCAACAGGCUAAAAUAAAAGCAUAAACAUGAAUGCACUUUUGCGCCGCGAGGGAAGGACUCUGAAAACGAAUUACCAGCUUCAGAAUUUUUACAAACGCUAUCUCAAAACGAGCAGUUGUGCCGCUUGCACCGCUGACUACACAAAUGGGGCAACGGAAAAGGAAUGCGAACACACUCAGAGGAGAUCCACAUCGGCCAUAAGUGGCUCUCAGCACCAAUGGGUGCACCAACGAAAUCUGUUUCAGAAUCAGUCAGUAUAUAGGUACGGCUAUUACUAUUCGGGCCAUGGGUUUCGACAUCUGCACGCCAGCCGAUCCCUGCUCGAGUCGUCUACCUCAAAGAUCGAUGUCACUGUCAAGAAGCUAAAGAACCAGCAGAAGGAGAAGGUGGAGGAGAUCAUGAAGGAGGUGGCCAAUGGCCAGGCAGCGGCGAGGACUGCAGCUACCGCCACUGCCGGGGCGGACAUAAACGAGACCGCGAAGUCCGGCGACGCAGCUGGAGCGGCCUCAUUGACCCCAGCAGCGGACAAAACGGUGGCCAAACCAAAAAAGUCGCUGGGAUUGCGCAUCUGGGAUGAACUGGUCCACUACUACCAUGGCUUUCGGCUGCUCUUCAUUGAUGUGGCCAUCUGCUCGAAGCUUCUCUGGCGCGUCCUCAACGGCAAGAGUCUCACCAGACGUGAGAAUAAGCAGCUUCAGAGGACAACAUCGGAUCUGUUCCGAUUGAUUCCAUUCUCGGUGUUUAUUAUAGUCCCGUUCAUGGAGCUAUUGCUGCCGGUUUUCAUCAAAUUCUUUCCGGGAAUGCUGCCGUCCACGUUCCAAACGGCCAAGGAUCAGCAGGAUAAGCUGAGGCAGUCGCUGGGCGUGCGCCUGGAGGUGGCCAAGUUCCUGCAGAAGACCUUGGACCAAAUGCCCGUUCAGCAUAAGGAGCACAGCAGCGAGGAGGCUAAGCAGUUUGAGGAAUUCUUCAAAAAGAUCCGCCAUCCCAGUGAGAAAGUGAGCAAUGAUGAUAUUAUCAAGUUUGCCAAGCGCUUCGAUGAUGAGAUUACCUUGGACUCACUGUCUCGGGAGCAGCUGGCGGCCCUCUGCCGUGUCCUCGAGAUGAAUACGCUUGGCACCAGUAAUCUGCUUCGAUUCCAGCUGCGCCUCAAGCUGCGCUAUUUGGCCACCGACGAUCGGGUGAUAGUCCGCGAGGGCGUUGAAUCCCUCGACCUUAUCGAGCUGCAGCAGGCCUGCAAGGCGCGUGGCAUGAGGGCGUACGGUCUCACCGAGGAGCGCCUUCGCUCCCAGCUGAAGGAGUGGAUCGAUCUGUCGCUGAACGAACAGGUUCCAUCCACGCUGCUGCUGUUGUCCCGAGCCAUGCUCAUCUCCGAUGAAGGCAAUGCCACGGAGAAGCUGAAGGAGACGAUGAGGGGGCUGCCGGAUGCGGUGGGUGCCCAUACUCGUCAUGCCAUUGGCGAGAGCGAGGGCAAGGUCGACAACAAGACCAAGAUUGAGAUCAUCAAGGAGGAGGAGCGCAGGAUUAGGGAAGAGCGCGAGGAGGAACACGAGGAGGUGAUUGCCAAGCGCACAGCAAUCAAGGAUGAGCAGCCCGCUCCAUACGUGUUUGCCGAGCAGCUGACUAGCGCCAAAAAUGUAUUGGAGCACAAGGAAACCCCCCUGCCCGUCGCUCCCGUUACGGACAAGGGCAUCUCGUCCACAGACGUCCAAAUGCUCUCCGAUGCUUUGAACACACUCUCCUCCGACAAGCAGUUAGUGGUGGAGAAGGAGACCAUCAAGGAGCUGAAGGAGGAGCUGCGAGACUACAAAGAGGAUGUGGAGGAGCUGCGGGAGGUGCGACAGGUGGUCAAGGAGCCGGUCCGAGAGAGCCGAGCUGCCAAGAUGCUCUACAACCGUGUCAACAAGAUGAUAUCCCAGCUGGACGGUGUCCUGAACGAUCUGGAGCAUCGCCAGCUUCAGAUCAAGCAGGCGAAUGCCAUUGAUUGCUCGGAGGCUGAGUCCAGCCCAGAACGGCAGCCCACGGUCCAUAUUGACGAGCUGGUCGCCACCAUCAAACGCAUGCGGGAAGCCUCCGACGAGGAGCGGUUCAAGGUGGUGGAGGAGUUACUUGUGAAGCUGGAUGCCGACCAGGAUGGUGCCAUUUCCGUGAAUGAAAUCACCAAAGCUGUGCAAAGCAUCGACAGCCAAGCCACCAAUAUCGAUAAGAAGCAGCUCGAGGAGUUCACCGAGCUGCUCACCACGCAGGCGACCAAGCGACGCAACGAGGAAAUCGUUCACAUCGACGAUCUCAUGCAGAACAUCAAGAGGCUAAAGGAGACCAGUGACGAUGCGCGCCUCCAGCAUAUCGGGCAAGUUCUGGAUAAGUUUGAUGCUGACAAGGAUGGCGUCAUUACCGUCAACGAAAUUCGAAAGGUGAUGGAGUCCAUUGGUCGUGACAACAUCAAUCUUAGUGAGAAGGCCAUCGAUGAACUCAUUUGCCUGCUGGACAAGGAGCAAAUCCUGCAUGCGGAGGAGAAGAUUGAGAGGGCCAUUGCCAGAAGCUUGAAGGAUGCCGAGAAGCUCAAGGCUGAGGUGGACAAAAAGGAUAAGGAGUUAGCCAAUCUGGUGGACGGCCUUCAUGACUCCGCCAAGGAGAUCAAGGACAUUGCCAGCGAUUUGGGGGCCAUGGACAUAGCUAAGAAGUUGAAAUCAGAAGCCCCAUUCCAAGACACGGCUCAGACGUUGAAGGACUGUGCCAAGGAGCUGAGCGAUGAGCCGCCUAAACCGCCAGUAUCCCCAGAUGAUAACAAAACGAAUCCCAAACGCAGCGCUCCUUCUAAAGAUUCGAAAAAUCCCGGUCCACCCAAGUCAUCGGGCGGGGGCGGUGGAGGUGGCAUUUCAGCGAGUGCCGGUAAUGUUACUACAGAGGCCGUGAUCCGAGAGGCAGCCGAGCGUCAGGUGGAAAAGCUCCUGCCCAAGGACAUUACCCUACCGCACACGAUACCGACUGCAACACCAUCAAUCCCUCCUGUAACAAAUAAGGCCGCGGCAAGCGCAUCGCCUCAACCCCAAUCCUCUGUAAAUGCCUCAAAAAAAGUGCUCUAAACGACCGUCGAGGCAUCGCAAAUAGGAUCGGUUAAGACGCCUCCCAAGUCGAAGUAAUUGGAAAGUGAAGCACGAAAAGUAGGAGGAGAAUUUGUUUGCUUAUGUGUCCACAAUGUUCUUAUUAGAAUUAGAUUGAUUGUUGCUAUAAAAUAACCACAACGAAAACAAACAAAAAAAAAAAAACACUGAGAAAACGAUAGAACGCCCAAACCAAUACGAAAAUCAAACGGUGUAUUUAACUUGAAUUCUAGACAGAAGUAGGAGCGUCUGCUUAACGCGUGGCUGUAGUACAGUAUCCUCUCUCUGAGUAAGGCACAAAUAUAUGAAUACCAAUCCCCCCACUUGAAAUACCUUAACUGUCCUAAACGUCCUAUAAUAAUGCUAUAAUAACCGAUAAAAUAUGUAUGUUACGUAUCGGCAUUCAUCACCGUGAAUGAUCGGGUGCGCCACUUCACUUGGCCCCAAAAACCAUAUUAGCGAAGCGAUUGUGAUCAUUAAGCGAAAUGUUAAUUUACGAUUUAGUUCAUUUUAUUUCUAUUCAUACGAAUGAAUCAUGCUGAAUGGCCAGAGCGGAAAGAUAUGAUUUUGGAAUUAAAUUGAAUUUUGAAACCACGUGAUAAUUCUAAACAAUAAUGAGUGUGCUUGAAUGAAUUAGUUUAUGAGAAUUUGUAAAAGUGUUUUGCAAUAAAAUUUAGUAUAAAAAUGCAAACGUGUACUCCUCUGCAUCUGACGUAUGUACAUGAUUCCCUUUUAUCGAUUCCCUGAAUUUUCCAUCAAUUUGUUGACUCCAUUAGUCGUACAUACUCGUACAAUUAAAACAUAUUC